GCUGCUAGUACAAAGUAAGUAAAGUAAAGUUAAGUAUUCUGAAACGACCAACAAAAUAAAAAAAAUACACACGUUUGUUGAAACUUUUUAUUACAACGGAGUCCGGGAAUCCCCGAGAAAAACGCACGAAAAUGUCCCACUUUCCUUCAAUCAAUCAAAAUUAAGCAACUGGUUCGGAUUACCGAACUUUCAAACAAACAAAAAACAAUUUUUCGGUAAUUAAAUCAAGUACUCUAGUUGUUGAGAACAGGGAAGAACAGUAAGUGGUUCCCUCGAUUUUGUACCCGACACUCUCCUUUAUAUAUAACUUGAAAUCAUUUUUCUCCGCUCUAAGUUCUUUACCAACAUGACGGGCAAAUCACAAUCAUUAAACAAAGUUUUUAUUGGACUUGAACAAGGUCUUAAUGUUGCAAACCAAAAACGGUUAAUUUCGUGCGAAAAACGCGAUGUUAUUUUAACCAAAAAACGAGUCGAGAAGAUAAUAUACAGGGUUGUCAAUGCUAUGAAAAAAGAGUCUUCGACAUUUUCAAAACUGUAUUGGAAAAUUUUUGGGGUUGGCAGUAUUUACGAGGAGAUAAAAAUUGGGAAAGCGGACGAAUUUGACAUUGAUUUAUUAUUGAGGCUUCCACCAAAUCUUGAAUUAAGUUUGGAGGAAAAAACCGUCCCUGGAUUCACAAAAUUUCAAAUAAAAAAUUUCGAAUGUUUGUCGUCCCUUGACUCACACGUAUACAGUGAUAUGAAAAAAUUUGUCGAUUCCAAAAAUUACCUUCUGUCCGAACACUUGAUGCGCUCCUUCAUACUUGAAAUUUUUACCAAAGCAUUGGCACAUUUUCCGAAUAAUAUUAUCACAAUCGGGGGCGAGGAACAUAAAAUUUCUAACAUCCAGUACAUCCAACCUGCGCUUACUCUGACUAUUGAGAGUCAAAAUUUUCACGUUAGUGUGGACCUUGUGGCUUCUUUCAUCCUCGGUAAAAAUUACUGGCCUGUGACAGUACAAAACAACAAUCCUCAUGCAUUUCCAAGUGAUUUUUUCGUCGUUCCUGCAAGACCUGUGGGCGAAACCACCCACAAGGAGAGACUUUGGCGCCUGUCUUUUCACGUUCAGGAGAGGCAAAUUUUGCAAAAUCGCCACAGGAUGAAAGCAGCAAUUCGAGUCUUGAAACGCAUUCGUGACCAUUUCGCACAUCCGGUACACAGUCACGCCAUCAAAACUUUAUUUUUGUGGGAACUGUCUAAAAAUAAUCCGACUUUGGAAACCACCGCCUUGUGGAAAUCUCCACUUAGUUCUGUUGUAAUUUGGAUGUUGGAACAGUAUCUAAAGUGUCUGAGUGAUGGCAAGAUUUUGGAUUUUUGGAAUCCGAAACAUAACCUUUUGUCUUAUCUUUCAACUGAGGAGAUUGAACGUUGUAGGGACGAUAUUGCGCUUAUGAUUGACGAUGUCAAGGAACGACCACGUGCGGAAGUUUUGUUAAGUUAUUUGAAGUAAAUUAUUGCGAAUAAUAAAAGUGUAGGACUAGAAGAA
Messenger RNA from Tribolium castaneum (red flour beetle), 1522 nucleotides. RefSeq names its product cyclic GMP-AMP synthase-like receptor. The transcript is spliced from 7 exons. The record is from RefSeq and is a predicted model, not a curated record. Lineage: Eukaryota; Metazoa; Arthropoda; Insecta; Coleoptera; Tenebrionidae. Bases 347 to 1486 code for a protein of 379 amino acids.